GAUGUACCUGGUAGUGUGACUCUCCGCGAGGCUCAAGCCGACUGAGGCUCCAGCCCAGAGAAGCUCCAGGUCAGAGAGCCUCCAGCCCAGAGGGGCUCAAACUCAGAGAAACACCAGCAGGACCAGGAUCCGGGACCGAGCAGGACACGAAGGCAGACAUGCCGUUCGGGGGGCUGUCGGCGCUGAAGGAGCGAGUGCUCAAUCCGGGGAAGGAGGAGGCGAAGAACAUCAUGAGCGACUCGCUGGGACACCUGCAAAGGAAGAUGGAUGGCACCCACGCGGACGGGGAGGUGGAGAUGGAGCUGUCGGCGGAUGGGCAGCCGGUGCUGAUGGAGAACCGCAGUGCCCCCAUCUUCGACUGCGGUUGCUUCGGCCUGCCCAAGCGCUACAUCAUCGCCAUCCUCUCGGGCCUGGGCUUCUGCAUCUCCUUCGGCAUCCGCUGCAACCUGGGCGUGGCCAUAGUGGAGAUGGUCAACAACAACACAAUCUACAUCAACGGCACAGCCGUCAUGAGGCCAGCACAGUUCAACUGGGACCCGGAAACGGUGGGACUGAUCCACGGUUCCUUCUUCUGGGGCUACAUCGUCACGCAGAUCCCUGGGGGCUUCAUCUCCAACAAGCUGGCGGCUAACCGGGUUUUCGGGGCAGCCAUUGUCCUGACUUCCAUGCUCAACAUGUUAAUCCCAUCUGCGGCAAGGGUCCACGUUGGCUGUGUCAUGUGCGUGCGCAUCUUGCAGGGCUUGGUGGAGGGAGUGACCUACCCAGCAUGCCACGGGAUGUGGAGUAAGUGGGCGCCACCGCUGGAGAGAAGCAGGUUGGCGACUACUUCCUUCUGUGGAUCCUAUGCAGGUGCUGUGAUUGCCAUGCCACUUGCGGGUGUCCUGGUGCAGUAUGUGGGCUGGUCUUCCGUCUUUUACAUCUAUGGUGUUUUCGGGAUGAUAUGGUACAUCUUCUGGCUCCUGCUGGCCUACACAAGUCCAGCCGACCAUCCCACCAUUAGUGAGGAGGAGAGGAUCUACAUCGAGACCAGCAUCGGUGAGGGGGCCAAACUGCUCAGUGCCACUGAGAAGUUUAAGACGCCGUGGAGACGCUUCUUCACUUCCAUGCCCGUCUACGCUAUCAUCGUGGCCAACUUCUGCCGGAGCUGGACCUUCUACCUGCUGCUGAUCAGCCAGCCUGCGUAUUUUGAGGAGGUGUUUGGCUUCCCCAUCAGCAAGGUAGGUGUCCUGUCAGCCCUUCCCCACAUGGUGAUGACCAUCAUCGUGCCCAUUGGCGGGCAACUGGCUGACUUCCUGAGGAGUCGCAAGAUCCUUUCCACGACAACCGUGCGAAAAAUCAUGAACUGUGGCGGCUUCGGCAUGGAAGCCACACUGCUGCUGGUGGUGGGCUUCUCCCACACGCGAGGCGUCGCCAUCUCCUUCCUGGUGCUGGCUGUGGGCUUCAGCGGCUUCGCCAUCUCAGGGUUCAACGUCAACCACCUUGACAUCGCCCCGCGCUAUGCCAGCAUCCUCAUGGGCAUCAGCAAUGGCGUGGGCACCUUGUCAGGCAUGGUGUGCCCACUCAUAGUUGGGGCUCUGACCAAACACAAGACCCGGCAGGAGUGGCAGAACGUGUUCGUGAUCGCUGCCGUCGUCCACUACACCGGCGUCAUCUUCUACGGCAUCUUUGCCUCUGGGGAGAAACAGGACUGGGCGGAUCCUGAGGACACAAGUGAUGACAAGUGUGGCAUCCUGGACGAGGACGAGCUGGCUGAGGAGACGGAGCUCACCAGCGAAACCAAUCUCAGCCAGAGUAAGAAGAUGUCGUACGGUGCCACCACCGACAACUCCUCGCACAAGCAGAGCUGGCGGAACGAUGGCAGCGACUCGUACCACCAGGAGAAUGGAAACCACUAAGACGACGCCCAGUGAGGCUACCCCCUCAGCCCGGACCCCCCUGUGCUCUUGAGGGACACUUCUGCAGGACUGGUUCCCCAUAAACUUGUACCGGAAGUUGUCUUACACUGUGGGUGAACGAGGGAAAAAUGGCCAAAACCUUCCCAGGACCAUUAGCUUCUCUUGUUCCCUCCCAACAUGGGCCCAUGACCACAGACUGGACAUCAGCAUGGCCCAGGGGAGGCUGAACAAGAGCAUCAUCAUUUAGUCUGUCUACAUUUGGUGGGAAACAAACUCUGAAGACCAGUAGUGCAAAAUCAGAGAAAGGAUAGCUUUCGGUAAAACAGAGAAAAUUAACGUUGUUCAGCAAAUCAAAAUAACUUGCAUAUUCCCACCCUAAUUUAGCAUAAAACAGCUGAAAUUAUGUGGCAUUAUUAGAUAUCAGUAGUACGUACCUGUUUAGAGUGGUCAAGGAGUCACUGUAUGUCAUGUGAUAUCUAUUUGUUGAGUAUGGUUGCAAAGGCAUGGGUGACCUGACUAAAAACAUACUUCAUGCAAGAACAACAUGUAAUGAAUACUGUGACUCUCAUACCUGAUCUACUAGACUAUAGAAUUAGUUCUGCUGAUUCCCCCAGCCUAUAGAAACAGGCCUGCUGAUCCUGCAGCCUAUAGAAGUAGCACUGCUGAUUCCACAGCCUAUAGAAACAGGCCUGCUGAUCCAGCAGCCUAUAGAAGUAAUUCUGCUGAUUCCCCAGCCUAUAUAAAAAGCUACAGUAAUUCCUAGCAUAGAAAAGUAAUUGGUCUCCCUGCGCUGUUUAUUUCGUUAUAGCAGUUGCUUCUUUCAGUUUGUGGGACGUUCAGCAGUAAAAUUGUAUAGAACAGUAUGAAACAUUCCACAGUAUUUUUCCUCAUGUUAAAAACAAAAUCAUUCUCAAGAGGAGCCAUUUAAAAAUACAUAUCUUUGUUCAUUAUUUUAAAAAACAGUGGUUCAAGCAAUGAAUUCUGACCCAAACAUAUAACAACUGAGAUAAUUUUAAACAGAUCACUGAAAAUCAGAUGUACAGGAAAUAUUUACAUGUUUAUUGCCCUGUUGGUUAAUGAGUUUAUUUGAUGUGAUUUACUGUUUGCCAACUUUUUGCCUUUAUUUUUCCUGACAGUCUUUGUGGUAGAGGAGAGGACAUCCAAGUAUUUGGUGAAUUUGCAAUGCUGUUUGACCUCAAACACCCUCUGGUUUCACAUCAUUUUUGCCCUCAAACUGUCCUCUCGUCAGAAACCUUUAACAUGAAGAGUGAAAUCUGUCAUUUGUGGUUCUUGAUUAAAUGGGAA
Molecule: messenger RNA, 3200 nt
Organism: Paramormyrops kingsleyae
Lineage: Eukaryota; Metazoa; Chordata; Actinopteri; Osteoglossiformes; Mormyridae
Gene: slc17a8
Product: solute carrier family 17 member 8
Biological process (GO): regulation of synapse structure or activity; transmembrane transport; neurotransmitter loading into synaptic vesicle
Cellular component (GO): excitatory synapse; synaptic vesicle membrane
Molecular function (GO): neurotransmitter transmembrane transporter activity; L-glutamate transmembrane transporter activity
Source: RefSeq, a predicted model, not a curated record